This is a messenger RNA of Balaenoptera ricei (Rice's whale), 1326 nucleotides long. It is a transcript of the gene LRRC46, whose product is annotated as leucine rich repeat containing 46. Gene Ontology annotation, molecular function: protein binding. The record is from RefSeq and is a predicted model, not a curated record. NCBI's taxonomy places the organism in Eukaryota, Metazoa, Chordata, Mammalia, Artiodactyla, Balaenopteridae.
AGCCGCCGGCUGGAGCAGCAACACGAAUGCGCCGAGCCCGGCACCGGCGAGCCCGCCCUCCCGGAUGACCCAUCUGGCGUCCAGUCUCCUAGCAACGACGCUAGACUCCUCCAACCGCCCUUUCCAACCGCACGCGCCACCAUCUACCUACAAGCCCCCUGGCUGUCCAAGCUGCUCUGCUCCUCUUCGUUCCAAUCCCUCCCCAAGCCAGCAGCUUUUAGAUCAUGCCUGGAGCUAAGCCUGCCCAGAGUCCAGAGGAAGGCGGUGUGUGCAUUACUGAAGCCCUUAUCACUAAGCGGAACUUGGCCUUCCCUGAGGAUGAGGACUUGUCAGAGAAGAUGUUCCACACGCUUGCUGAACUGCAGACUGUCCGCCUGGACCGGGAGGGAAUUACCACUAUCAGGAACCUAGAGGGCCUCCAGAAUCUUCACAGCCUCUAUCUGCAAGGGAAUAAGAUCGAGCGAAUUGAGAACCUGGCCUGCGUCCCCUCCUUACGCUUCCUGUCUCUGGCAGGAAACCGAAUCAGGCAGGUGGAAAACCUCCGCGACCUCCCACACCUCCAGUUUCUGGACCUUUCUGAGAACCUGAUAGAAAUACUGAAGCUGGAUGAAUUCCCCGAGAGCCUUCUCAUCCUCAACCUGACUGGAAACAGCUGCACCAACCAGGAUGGCUACAGGAAACUGGUGACAGAAGCCCUGCCACUGCUCCUGGAUCUAGACAGGCAGCCUGUGGCAGAGCGCUGGACCUCGGACGAGGAGGAUAAAGCCUCAAGCGAUGAGGACGAGGAGUUCCCAGAGCUGAGAGGCCCGUUCUGCUCAGAGCGAGGCUUCCUCAAGGAGCUGGGGCAGGAGAUGAGCAGGCACCAGGAGCACAGGCAGUGGACAGCCCUGCUGGAGCACCUACUGAGGGUGGAGACGCGGCCCGCCCUCACCGACCCCCCACUGCUGCCAGGGGCACCCAUGGCCAGGGACAGAAGCCCUUCCGUCACUCCCAGGCAAGGGAAGGAGACAUCCCCAGAGCCCGUCUCCUUGCCACAAGCCUCCUCUGCCACCAAGAAACCAUGCCUUCUGGCUUCCAGGAGCCAGGAAAGCACUUUCAGGCAGGGAAGGGGGUCAAGAGUGGCCGCAGCCGCCAAGGCCUCUCCGGCUGGGGCCCCCAGCACGACCAAAACUGUGACCAAAAGAAUCAAGAAGUGAAGUGCAGCCCAUCGCUAUCAGCAAAGCCCCAGGAACACGGGGGUACGAGGAGUGGAGUGGGUCUCCCCUCCCCCUCAGAGCCCUCGCCUGUGGCAGGAGCCUGUCCCCAAUAAAGUAUCUCCAGGCCCUG